AUGGAUCAUCUCACGAGGCCAAGACGAGCUUCAGAGGUGAAAAGGCUUGCGCCAAUCGUGGUGCUGUCCGAUGAUGACGAUGACGACGAGGACAUUGUGGCUGGAUUGGCGGACAGCCCGGGAUCGGAUGACACCCAUAUCUCUCCUCGUCCUCAGGCUAUCUCAAAGAAUCAUACCUCCGGACCGAUCAGGUCGGCUGCAAAUACUCAUGACCCAUAUGACACAAGUACCCACCUUCAGGACGAAGAUCUUCAUCUCUCUGGCGUUGUCUUCUCACGUAAGAGGGUUGAAAAGCCUAAUAUCCUUGUCAUACCGCAAAACCCACGCAAAGCCAGAGCUGUAUCUACCUUGAUCUCUACGGAGCGAGAGACACCUACAGAGGAAUCGAAACGGCGCAGGAGUACGAAUAUCAUCACCAUAGGUAGCAAAGAUGCCUUGAUUGAAAAGUCCAAUGAGUGUAUCACUGUCAACAGUAACAACGAUUGUUCUGACCAUUCUGAUGCUAAAGCUAGCGAGCUUUCGACUUUAUAUUCACGAGUUGACCGCAUAAUCCGUACAACGCCCACUGGAUCUACCAAGUUGACCAAACGGCAGCAGCAAAAAGAGGCCCGACACUUUCAUAUAUAUGAGGAUGAGGCAGGUCUAUCUCCCGCUCGGAACCUGAGGCAAAGAAUACUCAUCAGGGCCCACAGGAAGGAUCAUGAUAACUUCCCGACGGAGAAUAUGAUAGGCGCAAAUCCCCGCCACAGAUCACGUCAUUGGUCAAACAUCUUCAGGGCACUGCGUUCAGACGACAGUGAUCAUGCUGACCUCAUCACUGAUGACGACCAUGACGGGAGUUUACCUGAAGACGACCAAGGACAUCAGCCCAGCGUUGAUGGUGGGCGCAUAUGGAGCGACUCUUUCGAAAGACAAGAGACUGAAGCACUUAGUGAGCCACAUGGAACCCUGACCGCAGCUUUUAGGCAUAAUGAUGACCUUCCUGACAUAAGUGUUGACUACGCUGAAUCAUGUUCAUCCGGAGGCAUGACCCAAUUAUUCGAGCGCAGUCUCUACACGGCCCUUAUCGACUUUAGCAACUCUUGGUCAGGCUACGGUGCCGAUGAAGGCAUUUCUGGGCUUCAGAGAAUUUCCGAAAGCAACGACGGCGUCUUCCAGAGACCAUCUGAACCAUCUACUAGCUGUGCAAUGCCUUCGGGAGACCCGGAGUGCGAGGAUGAAGUGAACAUCAUGGACGAUCUUAUAUCUGCACUCAGCGAGGACAUCACUAGGUCAAGUGGCAAUGUCACAGCCGGUGCAGAACAGGUCGCUGCUAUCACCCCAGAAGACUCUUUGCUAGUCGGCUGUGAUGGCUUCAACACAACGGCUCAUUCCAUCCUACGUUUCAGUGGAAACCCAUAUGACACCUUUCUUAUGGUGUCAGGGUAUUCUAGUCGAGCUCUAGACGGAGAAGAGUCAAGUGUGAGAGCUACACCGGUAUAG
Pseudovirgaria hyperparasitica is the source of this 1482-nucleotide messenger RNA. RefSeq lists its product as uncharacterized. The transcript has a single exon. NCBI's taxonomy places the organism in Eukaryota, Fungi, Ascomycota, Dothideomycetes, Acrospermales, Acrospermaceae. The record is from RefSeq and is a predicted model, not a curated record. The coding region runs from base 1 to 1482 and encodes 493 amino acids.